AUGCAACGGCCAUGCCCAUGCCCAUGCCAUUCAUACCUACCUCACCGAAUCGCCAUGCCAUGCCAGUCCGCACCGCCAUCCAUGUGUUUGCAGAAUGGGCCUGUUCACUUGACGGCAAGUCCUCGGCAUCAAGUCAAAGUCGGUGUGAUUCUGGGAUGCAGAAUUGAGCAUCCUUUUGGCCACACACCCGCCUCCCCCCCCCCACACACACACACUCACAUACCCGCCUCAAAUCUCGCAGGAAAUGCUCAUUGUAAUUUUCCAGGUUGCUGCUCGAGAUACCUUGCUGAUUUGGGAGACACAUACACACACACACACACACACACACACACACAUCGGUACCCGCUGAUGAGAUGGAGGGAUCGAUACAUGGCCACCGAUGGAUGGCCACGCGGUAGUCGUCGACUGCAGCCGCCUUACCGCCGCCUCCCAGGGUCUAGGAAGACGGUUUGUGGGGCCGCCGUCGUGUCCAGCUUAAGCCAGUCUCGACUACCCGCUCACUCUCUUGCGGGGGCCCGCCCGACGAGGGUGCCAAAGCCUGGUGAAGAGGCGGGAAAGGUUGGCAGGCUGGCAGGGUUGCGUACGCUUAGUUUGGCGCUGACCAGGGGGGGAGGGGUGCGGUGGUGUCCCUCAUGUACGCAGCUGUGUUCCAUAAUGAGCAAAUCUGCAUCUUCACCAUGA
Molecule: messenger RNA, 681 nt
Organism: Colletotrichum orchidophilum
Lineage: Eukaryota; Fungi; Ascomycota; Sordariomycetes; Glomerellales; Glomerellaceae
Exons: 1
Coding region: 1-681 (226 amino acids)
Source: RefSeq, a predicted model, not a curated record